AAAGUAAUUCACUCCACUUCCAGUCUUCGUAUUUGUUAAAAAACUAUCAGCGUAUUUAUUUAUUUAUUUAUUUAUUAUUAUCUUGCACAGAGAGAGCGAGAGAGGGACACAUCUCUCCUGUGAAUGUGAAAGCGCCUCUUCUCCUUUCUCUAUUUCUUGCCUCUGGUUGCUACUCUAGGCUGAGUCCCACCCCCUCCUGUUACAUUCCAUCUCUGUGCGUGGCUUGUGUUUAUCAUUUUCUUCCCCGGUAACUGCUAAACCUGCAGCAUCAGCAUUACCAUUUCUCGCAUAAAUAAACACUAUUCCUUAAUUAGUCUCUUUCUUAAUUAAUUUCAUUUCAUUAUCGGUGUUAGUCUUCUACUUAACUACCCCUACUACUAGUGUGCGGUGGACAUUCUGCAACUUUCUCCUCCGCCAUAACUCAGUGCUCUGUUGAUUAGUAAGUGAUUUUUAAUUUUUAAUUUUAAGUGCGGAGAAAGAAGCAUAGACAAAGACAGGCAGACCAAAAAACAAAAAGGAGGCGAGGCGAGGCGGUAGCUUUCAACUACUCCAACACAAUGUUGAAGACGAUGAUGAUGAUUUAAACAACUUGCUGUACGUGUAAAGAGAAACAAGUGCUGCGGCAUUUGCUCGAUUAUUAGGGUUUUCUAUUCACCCUUCCAUUUUUCUCUUCUUAAUUCUCAAUGCAAUGACUACUAAACGCGCCUACAAGCUCCAGGAAUUUGUGGCUCAUUCUUCGAGUGUCAAUUGCCUCAAGAUUGGCAGGAAAUCAUCCAGGGUUCUUGUGACUGGAGGAGAAGAUCACAAGGUUAAUCUCUGGGCUAUUGGUAAGCCCAAUGCUAUACUGAGUUUGUCCGGACACACAAGCGGGAUUGAUUCAGUAAGCUUUGAUUCUUCAGAAGUCCUAGUAGCUGCUGGAGCUGCAAGCGGUACGGUCAAGCUUUGGGAUUUAGAGGAGGCAAAAAUUGUUCGCACACUCACUGGUCACAGAUCCAAUUGCAUAUCUGUUGACUUUCACCCUUUUGGAGAGUUCUUUGCAUCUGGUUCCCUGGACACAAAUCUUAAGAUAUGGGAUAUUAGAAAGAAGGGCUGUAUUCACACAUACAAGGGCCACAGUCGAGGGGUCAAUGCAAUCAGAUUUACCCCAGAUGGUCGCUGGGUUGUAUCCGGUGGAGAGGACAAUACUGUAAAGCUGUGGGAUUUGACUGCUGGAAAGCUAUUGCACGAUUUCAAGUGCCAUGAGGGUCAGAUUCAGUGCAUAGAUUUUCAUCCCCACGAGUUUCUUCUUGCUACAGGUUCUGCUGACAGGACAGUAAAAUUUUGGGACCUUGAAACCUUUGAGUUAAUAGGUUCUGCUGGGCCAGAGACAACUGGAGUGCGUUGUUUGACCUUUAAUUCUGAUGGGAGGACUCUACUCUGUGGAUUGCAUGAAAGUUUAAAAGUUUUCUCCUGGGAACCAAUAGGAUGCCCUGAUUCUGUGGAUGUGGGAUGGUCCAAGUUGUCAGAUCUCAAUGUUCAUGAAGGAAAGCUUCUUGGCUGCUCAUACAAUCAGAGUUGUGUAGGGGUGUGGGUUGUAGAUUUAGUAAAGGAAACAAAAUCUCUUGAAAGGUUGUCAGAUUUUCAAAAUUCAGAUCAUGGGAAGGAGUUUUCUAAAGAAUCAAAGGUUUUGCCGAUGACAGGAAGUGCACCUGGUACUCCACAAAGAGCAAGCUUAAACACUGGGUUGAAGGCAACCAUUACCGGUCCAAUAACAGUUCCCAGCACAGCAGCCCCAAAGAGGAGUUCUAUGAGGGUCCAUUCAGCUGUUAAUGUUCCAGUCUUGAACAAGGCAGAUGUAAUUCCUGUAAUUGUCCCCAGAACCAACUCAAGAUCAGAGCAAGUAGCUGGCUCCAGAAAAGAAAUUGAUAUUGCAGCAAGGACAAUGCCAUUUUCUUUGCAUUUGAAGACAACUGAUUUCCGGAAAUUUUCAAAUAGCAGAGAGGACAUGGACCAGCCAACUACCUCUAUCCAGCCUGCUGAGACCACAGGUUGCAAGGCAACAGAACUGAUCAGUGUCACUGAUAGGAAUAUUUCUCCUGCAGUUAAAGGUUCGAUUCAUGGACUAACAACUGCUGAACAAUCUUUUGGAUCUGGAAACUAUAAAUCAGAUUCAACAUUGGAGCCACCCACUAGUUAUCAGAAAGAAAUCUGUGAGACUCGAGGACAUAAAAUAAACAGAGAUGCACCCUCCAUUGAAAGCCAGAAAGGAGGAAGAAUGCGUUCACUUAUGAUAAACUGGGAGAAAAGGGGAAGCUCUCCUAGCUAUGAGGGACCUACUUCUAUCAUUUCUGCUGGGACAUCAUCUGUGGUGAAUGUGCUCCCUCUUAAUAUGUUGAAGUUUAAACAGAGAGGACGUGCCCCAUCCAUCGAAAAGGAAAUGGUUUUUGCUAGUGACGAUGAUGUUAUUGCAGACUUAAUGGAACAGCAUGAUCAAUUUGUCAGCUCUAUGCAGUCUCGUUCUGCCAAGUUACAGGUUGUCUAUAGAUAUUGGGAGAGAAAUGAUGUAAAGGGGGCCAUUGGUGCAAUGGAGAAGAUGGCUGACCACGCUGUCCUUGCUGAUGUAAUCAGUAUUGUGGCAGAUAAAAUUGACACUGUCACAUUGGAUAUAUGCACAUGUCUCCUGCCUCUUCUUACUAACCUGCUUGGAAGUGACAUGGAUAGGCACUCAAGCAUUUCACUGGACAUGCUGCUGAAGCUGGUCAGGACAUUUGGUUCAAUGAUCUAUUCGACUCUAUCAGCAUCAACACCUGUUGGUGUGGAUAUUGAAGCAGAGCAAAGGUUGGAACGUUGCAAUAUCUGCUUUGUAGAGCUUGAGAAAGUCAAGCGUUGCCUGCUUACCCUUACAAGGAAAGGUGGUUCAGUUGCGAAGUACGCCCAGGAGCUAAAUCUAGCUCUUCAAGAAGUAUCAUGACCAAACACCGUUUCUUGUGAGGGCAGACUGUGAAUGUUGUUUUUAACCUACAUGGUUUGGAUUAUGAUUUCUUUAUGGGAGGAGCAGAGUGUGCAUUUGUAGGAGUUAAAACUGCUUGCCAUACAUCGGCUAAUACUCCAAGUUUUCUGCCUUGGUUGGCCCCAGACCUCCAUGUACCGCUGAUUCCAUCUUAUUUACUACUGAAACUUGAAAGCUAACAUAGGUGUAUCUCCAUCUGCCAUCGGCUGCUGCAGUCCUGACAAUCUUCAAUGUGGAAAAGGAUUUACCCACUCAACAUGUAGGAAACAGAUUGUAACCUUGGCACUGUAUCAAUUCAUUCUUUUUUGAAUACCUAUCGAAAGAGGAAAUAGAGCAAACUGGUUUUAAGCGUGUA
Populus euphratica (Euphrates poplar) is the source of this 3344-nucleotide messenger RNA. Its product is annotated as katanin p80 WD40 repeat-containing subunit B1 homolog. The record is from RefSeq and is a predicted model, not a curated record. The coding region runs from base 689 to 2950 and encodes 753 amino acids. NCBI's taxonomy places the organism in Eukaryota, Viridiplantae, Streptophyta, Magnoliopsida, Malpighiales, Salicaceae. The transcript is spliced from 18 exons. Gene Ontology annotation, cellular component: katanin complex. Gene Ontology annotation, molecular function: microtubule binding. Gene Ontology annotation, biological process: microtubule depolymerization; microtubule severing.